AUGCAUCCCGCCACCGUCCCGCCACCGCAGCCCGCGACGGCGCCACCGUCCUCUUCGGAAGUUCUUGAAGAAAUAACCCACCUCUUGUCCGAAAUCUCGGAUUCCCCUCACUGGUCAGAAAACCCUCUUCUGCCUCCACUUCUGCCGGCCUUGCUCUCCACCCUCCGCCGAGUCGAGACCCUCUGCCAGCACUGCUCCGACGCUUCUUUCAGUCGCGGGAAGCUGUUGAUGCAAUCCGACCUUGAUAUGGCUGCCGGUUGGUUGUCGAAGCAGAUUAACGAUCUCGAGCUCCUGCUUCGCUCCGGCGUUCUCCACCAGUCCACCGCCAUUGUUCUCUCUCGCCCCAAUCCGAGUUCCUCGAAAGAGGAACUAACCUUUUUCAUCAAAGACCUCUUCACUAGGCUCCAGAUCGGUGGGCUGGAGUUCAAGCGGAAGGGCUUGGAGUCGCUAAUUCAGCUUCUAUCGGAUGACGAUAAGUCUGCCGCUCUUGUCGCGAAAGAAGGGAAUGUGGGCUGCUUGAUUUCUCUGCUCGAUCUAAAUGCUCAUGAUUCCCUCAGAGAACUGGCGGUUCACGCAGUUUCCUUGCUCGUUUCCUCCGGCGAUUUGCCGCGGAAAAUUGUUUUUGAGGAGGGGGCUCUUGGCCCCUUGUUGAGAAUUAUCGACUGCAGCUCAGCACCGAUAAAGGAAAAGGCCUCCAUGGCUGUGGAGUCCAUCACUGCUGAUCCCGAUAAUGCCUGGGCGAUUUCUGCUUAUGGUGGUGUCCCCACUCUAAUCGAAUUGUGUAAAUCUGGUUCUCUCGCAGCUCAAUCACACGCCAUUGGAGCUAUAAGAAAUGUCUGUACAGUCGAAGAUAUUCGGGUUGCAUUGGCGGAGGAAGGGGCUGUCCCUGUUUUGAUACAGUUGCUCGUUUCUGGGAAUGCAUCGGCCCAAGGAAAAGCGGCCAAUUGCAUAACCAUUCUCGCUUCCACGGGUGAGUAUUUUCGCAAUUUGUUGUUACAAGAAAAGGGCUUGCAGAGAUUGUUACAUUUGUUUCAUGAAUGCCCAACUGCCGAUACUUUAGAACAUGUAUUGAGUGCAAUUUGUUCAUUAUCUGCCUCGGAUACCAGCUACCGAGUUUUAUCUGGAUCGACCAUGUUUAUAAUACGAAUUGCGGAGUUGAUAAAGCAUGGGAACAUAAGGUUACAGCAUAUUUCUACUUCAUUGCUUGCCAAAUUGUCGAUUACUGAUAGUAAUAAGAUUGCCAUUGCUGGGUGUAUGGGUUCUUUACUGAAGCUAAUGGAAUCUGUCAAGCCUGAUGGAAUGCAAGAGGUUGCAACAAAGGCUUUGGUGUCACUGUUGUCAGUGAAAGCCAAUAGGAAAGAAUUGGUGAGAGAAGAGAAGAAUUUGAUGAGGCUGGUGCAAAUGUUGGAUCCGAAAAAUGAUCUAGUCUCAGAGAAGUUUCCUGUGGCGGUGGUAGCAGCUAUCAUGGCUGGAGGGAGCCAGGGUUGUCGGAAGAAGCUCAUGGCAGCCGGUGUUUACGGGCAUUUGCAGAGAUUGGCAGAAAUGGAUGUGGCUGGAGCUAAAAAGGCUUUGCAGAGACUCUCUGGGAAUAGGCUAACUAGUAUAUUCUCAAGGAACUGGAGGGAAUAAUCAGUAGCGUCACUAACCACCUCCCCCCAACGAGAGGAGAUUGAUUGAAGACGUGUAACUGUCCACAAAUCGCGUACUCCUGCACAGCGAAAUGAACUACAUCGAAUAGUUGGUAUACAUCAAACUUAACUCUUAGUAGUAUACUGUAUUAUAUGGGAAAAAGAUUUGAAAAAGAGAAAAAAGAAGGGUUGUUUUCUAAUUUUCGACAACGGCAUGGAUGCGGGUUUUAGUGAGUAUCCUUGUGUUUUUUUCUUUUUUUUUGGGUCUGAUAUAUAAGAAUUCGUUUGAUAUGUAUUGAGUGAAGCAGAUUGUGUUUUCUCCAGUUGUUUUCUCUUUGUAAUUCAUUCAGUUCCUGUUUUCCCUCAUAGUCCUUUGUAAAAUUAUUUGAUGAAUUCAUGUAUAUAGAACUGAGGAAUUAUCUCUUGUGUU
This is a messenger RNA of Sesamum indicum (sesame), 2058 nucleotides long. Its product is annotated as ARM repeat superfamily protein. Lineage: Eukaryota; Viridiplantae; Streptophyta; Magnoliopsida; Lamiales; Pedaliaceae. The record is from RefSeq and is a predicted model, not a curated record. Gene Ontology annotation, molecular function: protein binding.